GAGCGGGACAGGCUGAAAAAUUUGCUGUGACGUGGGUUGGGGGAUGGGUUAGAUCCAGGCAGGAUUUGAAAACUUUAGACUCAGAACACACAGGAAAAAAGAGUUCAUAAGCCCCUGAGGAAACUGACCCUCCAAACAUCAGCUUUGUCUUCAUGUCCUUGUCACUCUUCUCAUUGUUACUAUCUUCGACGGUUGUUCUUUUCCCGCCAGACGUUUGUACCCUAUCAGAGUAUAUUCAAAGGAUAAUUCCCCUCAUAUUCUUCGAAUCUGCUCUCACUUUCCUCGAAUAACUCAACUACACAUUGUUUCACUCUCGAUAACACACAAUGUCAUUGGAUGGGCAAUCCCAAUCAUGCCUCUUCUGCAUGCACCAUCUUCUCUGCGAUGCCUUUCUUUAUAACGCUUUCGCAGUGCCAGGAACCUUUGGCAACACUAACAUCAUCUUAUUUCGGCAUUUUCUUUUUCCUUUGAGGAGGUGGGGCGAGGCUUGAAGUUUAGUUUCUUCUCGCAUGGAGAAUCCUCAUUCAUCCUCUCAUGUUGUUAUCGUUUAUGAUGCCACUAAGGAUCGUGGUGUGCACGAGCUUAAACGCACCAUUGAUGAAGUUAGAAUGAGGGGUGACAUUCUUCAUGGAGGUGAUAAGCUUAUUGUUCUUGGAGUUCUUCAUAAAGUGCCUAAUCCCAUGGGUUAUAUGAAAGUAUGCCCUGAUUCUUUUGGUGGAGCAAGCGCUCGUGUCGUGGAAGAGGAAGUUACAAAGAAAAUUGAUGUGUAUGUAAACAUGCUUCUGCAAAGUGCUGACGUUUGCGAAGAUGAAGGGGUCACUAUUGAAGUUAAAAUUACAGCAGGAACUCCCAUGAAGCAGGUCAUUCUUCAAGAAGUUGUAUCUUACAAUGCUACUUGGGUCAUACUGGAUCGGCAUCUUAGAAGGGAUUUGAAGUUUUAUCUUAAACAGAUACCUUGCAAACUUGCAUUGAUCCAGGAUAACUUAUCUGUGGAACUUAAGAGAAUGAGUCCUCAAUCUGCAAAUGAAAUAGAUCCUACAGAACAUAAGCCGUUCUAUUCCAUGUCCAAAUCUGUUCCACCGUCGAAUUCACGAGGUGGUGAAAAUGAAGGGCAGUCAGUUAUCUCUUGCAGAAGCUUUUCAUUAUCUAUAAAUUCUCUUGAAAGUUCUGACAUGACUAGGGCCUAUUCAUUACCUUCAUCUUCAUACGCAUCACGAGAGCAUAAUCUUCCAUGGGAUUUUGGGACGUCUUCUAAGCAACAUAAAUCAGGUACACACAACAAAACAGACAGUAACCAUCCUGCUCCCAGUCAAAUUGCACAAAAACACCAUAAAAAUGUCUCUGGACGUCAAACAUCAGAAGCAUCUAUUCUUUGUUCUGCAUGUGGGGCAAGGACUGAAUUUUAUAUCAAGGAUGCAAUGAGAUUCACUUUUUCUGAGAUUCAGCUUGCAACACAGGAUUUUUCGAAGGAAAACUUAUUAGGAGAAGGGGGUUAUGGACAUGUAUAUAAGGGUAAGCUUAAAGAUGGACAGCUAAUUGCAGCAAAGGUACGCAAAGAAGCAAGCACACAAGGGUUUACAGAAUUUCAGUCUGAGGUAUAUGUCUUAAACUUUGCCCGCCAUAAGAACAUCGUCAUGCUUUUGGGUUUUUGCUGUAAGGAGAACCUUAACAUCCUUGUUUAUGAGUAUAUCUGCAACAAGUCUCUGGAUUGGCAUUUAUUUGAUAAGGCAGCAAAUAUUCUUGACUGGCACCAAAGAUAUUCCAUUGCCACUGGAACUGCAAAAGGAUUGCGUUUUCUGCAUGAAGAAUGCCGUGGUGGCCCUAUCAUUCAUCGAGAUGUGCGGCCUGGCAAUAUAUUGCUCACACAUGACUUUGUUCCCAUGCUGGGGGAUUUUGGCCUUGCUAGAUGGAAGACCACUGACGAGGUGCAGACAAGGAUACUUGGCACACUGGGAUAUCUUGCUCCAGAGUAUGCAGAAAAUGGUAUUGUUUCUGUGAGAACGGAUGUCUAUGCACUUGGCAUUAUUCUCUUGCAACUAAUAUCAGGACAAAAAGUAGUUGAUUCAAAAAGACAGGAAGGACAACAAUCACUUCGACAGUGGGCAGAACCAUUGAUAGAGAGGCUUGCACUACAUGAACUCAUUGAUCAACGUAUAGGAGAUUCGUAUGACACAUAUGAAUUGUACCUCAUGGCUAAAGCAGCAUUACUAUGCAUACAAAGAAACCCUGAAAUGCGACCAUCAAUUGGAGAGAUUGUGCGCCUUCUCGAAGGAGAAAACAACCACAUCCAUCAUUUGGGGGAGAAAGUGUUACCUCUUUAUUAUGCAAGGAGAUGAAGAGGUUGAAGAUACACAUAUUUUAGUUUUAUAGAUAUUUUGUCUUUAAAUGGUUUUGGAGUAGAGCACUCAUGCUUGAAGAGUCACUUAGAUAAAGGUGUGUUCAUUUUCUUAUCUAAAUAAGAAGUGUCCAUAUUUCAUGGACGUUUAGUCCAAUUUGUUUUGUAGUUGUAAUGCAUAAGUAUAGCUUCUCUACUCCACGUUCAAUUUCAACAGAACUUUAAGAAAGCUUAUAAUCA
Messenger RNA from Hevea brasiliensis (rubber tree), 2575 nucleotides. Its product is annotated as probable serine/threonine-protein kinase PBL7. Gene Ontology annotation, molecular function: ATP binding; protein tyrosine kinase activity. The record is from RefSeq and is a predicted model, not a curated record. Gene Ontology annotation, biological process: protein phosphorylation. The transcript has 11 exons. Bases 510 to 2336 code for a protein of 608 amino acids. NCBI's taxonomy places the organism in Eukaryota, Viridiplantae, Streptophyta, Magnoliopsida, Malpighiales, Euphorbiaceae.